AUGCAGGACACCUGGACGGCUCGCAAGGCUGAGGAGAUCCAAGCGUACGCGGAUCGUAGCGAAUGGAAGAACUUUGCCUCGAUCGAAGCCAUCUACGGUCCGCCAACCAGAGGUACUGCUCCUCUUCUUAGCGACGACGGAACAACUUUACUCAUUGGGAAGGCCACAUACAGGCCAGUCCUGACCGACCCGCCUAUGUACCAUUUUAUAAAAUCCGUUACACAAUGCCAUAUACAGCUGACAUUUAUUUCGGCCAUGUUGAUGUCCGACUAUAUUCCAUUCUAUACCGCCACAUGCAGGCCAGUCCUCCCUGCAUUUUUCUGAUGCUAUUUUUUGAGGGUUUUUUCUCCUGUUAAAUUAAAACAAUCAUUUUUAAAUUUUGCUCUGGAGUUUUUUUUCACCCCUCGUUUUUCAUUUUGGUUAACGGUCUUCUAAUCUCAAAAACUAUGCAUUGCACUUUGUACAGAUUUUGCCUACCUCGUCUAAAAUUCGGAUGUUAAUUUAUUUUUACUUGCUUUGAUGGGACCCCGACGGGCCUUUAAUAAAAAUAAUUGAAUUGAAUUGAAAUCCUACAGCUAUAAGCCGAGCACUUCCGAGGCGCCCUCAACCGUCCCUCCGCCCUCUCCGACGUCGUCAUCGCCCGUCUGCCUCGACCUCGCGCCCUCUCUCCACGAACAUAUCAGGGCCGUGCAGCAGCUCUCCAGCGAGAAAGCACCCGGGUCGGACGCGAUCCCUGAUGAGAUCUACAGGCACGAUGACCCCCAACUCAUGGAUCCUCUGACGACGCUAUUCCAGGAGAUGUGGCGUCAAGGAGAGGUCCUGCAUGACUCCAAGGACGCUUAA
Spirometra erinaceieuropaei is the source of this 843-nucleotide messenger RNA. The record is from the annotation of a GenBank genome assembly. Lineage: Eukaryota; Metazoa; Platyhelminthes; Cestoda; Diphyllobothriidea; Diphyllobothriidae.